UUAUAUAUAAUAUUAUAUAAGCGAGCAGAAAUAAAAAAUAAACUUGGUUAAUAUUGAUGAAAUUUUUGACAAUACGCAACUCAUAUUGGUGAAUAUGAACUACCGCAACCCUGAUUCACCAUAGACAGCCAUGUUAAUUUUUGUUAAAAACUUAAGGUUUCGCUACUUCUUUAUACAUUGAUGAUUGUUCCUUGUGAUAACAUUUGAUGUGUAUUUAGUUGGAUUAAAAUAAUUUUUAAUAUGCUCUGUAAACUUUGUGUCAAAUAUUCAGAUGGUUUGCUAGGCAUAUUCAAAGAAGAAGGUGUUGAAAUGGGUAUUGCUGAUAUUAUCGGAUUACACUUUUGGUUUAAGUUACACUCUGAUGAUGACAUAUAUGCAGCUAUAUGCCAAGCAUGCUGGUUAAGAUUAAACGACUUUCACCGAUUUUAUAAGAUGGUAGAGGAGGCUCAUUCAGUACUUGCUGAUAACAGCAUUAAAAAGGAGCCCCUAAGUGAAUUAAUGGACAUUGAAUUUAUUGAUCCUGAUCUAAGUAUUAAAGAAGAACCCGAUGAAAAGACAAAUUCGAAGGCUAAAAAGUCAACAGACAACUCGAGUGAGGUGAUAAAUCAAUUUUGCGAAUUAGAAAUGCCCUCUUCAAUUAGUAACGAAGCAACAAAUACUGAAACGGACCUGCUAAAUCCUUUUAGCGAACUAAGCUCCCAUAAAAUAAAAAAUGACAUUUUCGAAGAACUUGAAUUUAAGAAUGAUGCAAACAAUUUGCCUAAGGUUGCAGGUAAUAUAAGGCAUAAAAUCAACAAAUUCAGAAAUCCGAAAAAAGCAAAAAUACGUCACACGGCAAUUUUUAGGCUCUAAAAAAAUGAAGCGUAAAAAUGAAAGAGAUAAAUCUACAAAACCAAAUGAUUGUCCGAAAAAGAUUAAAGGUCGGUCAAGUAUUAAAUCGAG
Molecule: messenger RNA, 942 nt
Organism: Bactrocera neohumeralis
Lineage: Eukaryota; Metazoa; Arthropoda; Insecta; Diptera; Tephritidae
Product: transcription factor grauzone-like
Exons: 3
Coding region: 241-852 (203 amino acids)
Cellular component (GO): nucleus
Molecular function (GO): zinc ion binding
Source: RefSeq, a predicted model, not a curated record